AAGAAACCCUCGCUGAGGAAAAGCAGAAACAAUAUACUACUUGGGGAAGGGGUUCUCGUUCGUUGGGCAUCUCUGGUCGUCUUCCCGGUGGACAAAACCGCGUUUUUCCACGGCCACCGUCCCCAACAUUCGCCGAUUCCAACCCCGCCUCGCCUCCUCGCCGUGUUCAAAACCCGCGCACCUCCUUCCCCCUUUCUCCUCCCAAUUCGUCUUCACCUCCCAACCCGCGUUGUUUUCUUUAUAUUACCCCAAACUCCACCACCACCAACCUCCUCCGCUUCCCCCUCUCACCACCACCGCAGCCGCCGCCUGCUGUUCCAUGAAGGACUAGCCCAUCCGCCCACCGCAGCCAUGGCGCAGCCCGUGGAGAGCUCGUUGCUCCUGUUCUUGGUCCUCCUCUCGCCGUUGGUGGCGUCAGCUGGCAUCGCCAAGCUCAACUCUUCUUCGCCCCUGUUUGGCAUCGAGUUCCCGCCGUUCAACACCGCCGUCAGCGACACCGGCUGCGACGGCAAGCUGGUGGUAGCCGAGGAGGCGAGGGAUGAGCAGACGCAGCCGGCGAGCCUAUCCCCAUCGCUGAAGCUGCAGAUGACCCGUCGCGCCGCGGCGGCGGGCUGGACGCGGAAAGACUCGUUCUUGGAUUCGGCCCAGAAGGACGCGGUCCGCAUCGAGACGAUGCACCGGAGGGCGGCGGCACGGGCCGGCGGCGAGCGGGCGUAUUCCCCGCGGCGCGCGCUGUCGGAGCGGCUGGUGGCGACGGUGGAGUCCGGCGUGGCGGUCGGGUCCGGCGAGUACCUGAUGGACGUGUACGUCGGCACGCCGCCGCGGCGGUUCCAGAUGAUCAUGGACACCGGCAGCGACCUCAACUGGCUGCAGUGCGCGCCGUGCCUGGACUGCUUCGAGCAGCGCGGGCCGGUGUUCGACCCCGCGGCGUCCUCCUCCUACCGCAACGUGACCUGCGGCGACCAGCGAUGCGGCCUCGUGGCGCCGCCGGAGGCGCCGAGAGCGUGCCACCGCCCCGGCGAGGACCCCUGCCCCUACUACUACUGGUACGGCGACCAGUCCAACACCACCGGCGACCUGGCCCUCGAGUCCUUCACCGUCAACCUCACGGCCCCCGGCGCGUCCCGGCGCGUCGACGGCGUGGUGUUCGGGUGCGGGCACCGGAACCGCGGCCUCUUCCACGGCGCGGCGGGGCUGCUCGGGCUCGGCCGGGGCCCGCUCUCCUUCGCGUCCCAGCUCCGCGCCGUGUACGGCCACACUUUCUCCUACUGCCUCGUUGACCACGGCAGUGACGUCGCCAGCAAGGUGGUGUUCGGCGACGACGACGCGCUGCUGCUGGCGCACCCGCGGCUGAACUACACGGCGUUCGCGCCGGCCUCCUCGCCGGCGGACACGUUCUACUACGUGCAGCUCAAGGGCGUGCUCGUCGGCGGCGAGCUCCUCAACAUCAGCUCGGACACGUGGGGCGUGUCCAAGGACGGGUCCGGCGGCACGAUUAUCGACUCCGGCACGACGUUGAGCUACUUUGCCGAGCCGACGUACCAGGUGAUCCGGCGGGCGUUCAUGGAGCGCAUGGGCAGGUCGUACCCGCUGAUCCGGGACUUCCCGGUGCUGAACCCGUGCUACAACGUGUCCGGCGUGGAGCGGCCGGAGGUGCCGGAGCUGACGCUGGCGUUCGCCGACGGCGCCGUGUGGGACUUCCCGGCGGAGAACUACUUCAUCCGGCUGGACGACGACGUCAUGUGCCUGGCGGUGCUGGGCACCCCGCGCUCCGGCAUGUCCAUCAUCGGCAACUUCCAGCAGCAGAACUUCCACCUGGUGUACGACCUGAAGGGGAACCGGCUGGGGUUCGCGCCGCGGCGGUGCGCCGAGGUGUAGCCGCCGGCGACGGUGACGGCGACGGCGAGGCCACUCCUCAGUUUGAUUGAUUAUGUUCAACAAUAUGUAGUAAUAGCUGAUUGGGAGGCUAAUUGGGUGUAGAAAUUUUGGGUUGGAAAUGAUGGUAGCGAGUACACAAAGCUAGUUAAAAAAAACAAAGUACUCAAUCUCCAAGCAGAGAUUGGGAACUAAGUAGGAACAGCCUAGUGGUUUUUACCAUUUGUUUCGUCUGUACACAGUUAUCUAAAGAAUUUUGCAUGAUUUACACAAUGGAUUCUUUUCAGUCA
This is a messenger RNA of Setaria italica (foxtail millet), 2165 nucleotides long. RefSeq names its product aspartyl protease family protein 2. The record is from RefSeq and is a predicted model, not a curated record. Lineage: Eukaryota; Viridiplantae; Streptophyta; Magnoliopsida; Poales; Poaceae. Bases 352 to 1878 code for a protein of 508 amino acids. Gene Ontology annotation, molecular function: aspartic-type endopeptidase activity. Gene Ontology annotation, biological process: proteolysis. The transcript has a single exon.